GGAAUACAGAAGAACAUAUGCCGGAAAUAUUAACCGUUUUUAAAUAUCUGUUCACCAAUAAACUCAUGCAGGAGCGAGGUUUUGUAUUUAUUUACUCGUUUAUUAAAUAAGUAAACAGUUGUUCAGGAUGAACAUAUCCUCUGAUGAAGCCGACGACUGGUUUAUGGAGUCUCUAAACACAUACAAAGAUCUGCAUGUAUUUCAACUCGAGCAUCCGACGAAAGUCAUAGAGUGGACGGGUGACAAAAGUAUUUGUGUUGCAGGAUAUAAUGGUGCGAGAAGCGAGAUCUUAGAGUUACUUCUGCCUCUUAAACUAUAUGCAGGAGAAAACCAGGGUCUUUGUGCAGAAAGAGACUUCAAAGUACAGCACGGUGGCUUUUCAGAGGAACCCGUGGAGAGUUUGAUACAUAUCCCUGGAACAAGAUGUGCGGUGACUGCUGGAGGUUCUAGUUCAGCGUUACAGAUUUGGGAUAUCGGAGGCGAUGAUAGUGAUGUUAUAAAAAAGACUGGAGUCUUAAACCUCAAGAGCCCAUCAGCAGAGGGCAUUAAAAUAGCCGCAGGAUCGAGAGCCGAGCCAGCAGUCCUUCACGGUUCUUGCAUAAGCGAAGUUCAGCUGUCAGAGAUAGCAUCAGGACGGGUGCUGUACACAGUAGCGAAAGGUUCCUCAGAGCCAGUGAGUGGUUUGCAGUUUGCGAACGCUUACGUGUUUCUCGUAUGUGCGAGCGACGGCACUUUGCUCGUGAGUGACACAAGAGAUCCCUCGGCUUGUCAUUAUCCUCUGCGAGACAGUAAGAGCGGUUUGCACUGGUCCUUUGGGUUGAGGAGUGACAGCUCUCAGGCUGAACCUUCCCGUUGCGCCGUAGCCAGGCUUUCGUCCUCCGGUCACGUGCUGCUGUCUGAUCUGAGAGAUUUGCAGAGGCCGUUUUGUCAAACCCAACUGAAUGUCCAACGGAGCACAGCAAAGAAUGACUUGUUGAAUGUUUCUUGGGCUCCUGUUCUCGACGGAUGGCUGUCUGUGUCGGGGUUUGAUGGAAAAGUGCGCAUCUACAACACAACGGGUUGGGGUGCAGAAGGACAGAGCCCUCAGCCGGUUUUUACGCACAGAGGCCAUGAAAUGUCACAUGAAGCGGAACACGGCGCUGCGCUUCCUGUGGUUACCGCCCAUUCUUGGCAUCGGUCACGACCAAGAACUCUUCUCUCAGCAGCUACGGAUGGUUCUCUUCAUGUAUGGGACUGGUUGGAUAAAGUCACAGACAGAUGAUUUUAAUGAUAGGUAAUUCAUAGUCAAAGCUACUGUGUAAUGAAGGAAAUCCUUUAUUAAUUUGUAACUGAUUUGCAUUAUAAUUUGCAAAGUACAGCGUUUGUGAACUCGCUGAGGAAUAUUAAACGAUUGAAAAAUAA
Puntigrus tetrazona (Sumatra barb) is the source of this 1401-nucleotide messenger RNA. It is a transcript of the gene wdr73, whose product is annotated as WD repeat domain 73. Gene Ontology annotation, molecular function: protein binding. The transcript has 8 exons. The coding region runs from base 128 to 1261 and encodes 377 amino acids. Gene Ontology annotation, cellular component: cytosol; spindle pole. Gene Ontology annotation, biological process: cytoplasmic microtubule organization. NCBI's taxonomy places the organism in Eukaryota, Metazoa, Chordata, Actinopteri, Cypriniformes, Cyprinidae. The record is from RefSeq and is a predicted model, not a curated record.